Molecule: messenger RNA, 1026 nt
Organism: Antrostomus carolinensis (chuck-will's-widow)
Lineage: Eukaryota; Metazoa; Chordata; Aves; Caprimulgiformes; Caprimulgidae
Product: AP-4 complex subunit epsilon-1
Exons: 9
Biological process (GO): intracellular protein transport; vesicle-mediated transport
Cellular component (GO): membrane coat
Source: RefSeq, a predicted model, not a curated record
GAAGAAGAGAAAUUAAUCCAGCAGGAACUAACCAGUUUGAAAGCAACAGUUUCAGCUCCCACCACAACACUGAGACUGAUGAAAGAAUGUAUGGUGAGACUUAUCUAUUGUGAAAUGCUGGGAUACGAGUCUUCCUUUGGAUAUAUCCAUGCGAUCAAGCUUGCACAGCAAGGAAAUCUUUUGGAGAAAAGAGUUGGUUACUUGGCAGUUUCUUUAUUUCUACAUGAAAAUCAUGACCUGCUACUUCUACUUGUGAACACAGUUGUGAAGGACUUACAGAGCACUAAUCUAGUAGAGGUGUGCAUGGCAUUAACCGUUGUCAGCCAGAUCUUUCCAAGGGAGAUGAUUCCAGCUGUUCUUCCCCUAAUAGAAGACAAGCUCCAGCAUUCUAAGGAAAUUAUCCGAAGAAAAGCUGUUCAAGCUUUAUAUAAAUUCUAUCUCAUUGCUCCUAACCAAGUUCAGCAUAUUCAUGAUAAGUUCCGGAAAGCCUUAUGUGACAGAGAUGCUGGAGUCAUGGCUGCUUCUUUGCAUAUUUAUCUUCAAAUGAUUAAGGAAAACUCAUCUGGAUACAAGGACUUGACUGGGAGUUUUGUAACGAUCCUAAAGCAGGUAGUGGGAGGAAAGCUGCCUGUUGACUUCAACUAUCACAGCGUGCCAGCCCCGUGGUUACAAAUUCAGCUUUUAAGAAUAUUGGGGCUGUUAGGAAAAGAUGAUCCAAGGACAAGUGAAUUGAUGUAUGAUGUUCUAGAUGAAUCUUUAAGAAGAGCAGAGAUAAAUCAUAAUAUUACAUAUGCCAUCUUGUUUGAAUGUGUCCAGACAAUUUAUACAAUUCAUCCUAAAUCUGAACUGCUUGAAAAGGCUGCCAAGUGCAUUGGAAAAUUUGUUUUGUCACCCAAAAUUAAUUUAAAAUACUUAGGUUUAAAGGCUCUGACCUAUGUUGUCCAGCAGGAUCCUAAUCUGGCACUUCAGCACCAGAUGACAAUAAUUGAAUGUCUAGACCAUCCAGAUCCCAUUAUUAAAAGGGAG